Messenger RNA from Ilex paraguariensis (yerba mate), 1365 nucleotides. Lineage: Eukaryota; Viridiplantae; Streptophyta; Magnoliopsida; Aquifoliales; Aquifoliaceae. The record is from the annotation of a GenBank genome assembly.
GGCUAAGCUUAUCUUAAUCGUGCCCCAUACCUAAGAAAAGUGUUGUAUUGUGUACUCAUACCCGUACCAUGUACCAAAACAACCCACGAUCUAAGUAACAUUAGUCUCUUAGCUUUGACAAAUGACACUUCUUGUCUAUAGGGACUUUAGUUCAAAAUCUCUCACUGGCAUUCUUACCUAUGUCAUCAUAUCACAGCUCAGAUAAAUGAAUUCAUUUUCAGAAACAGCACAUAAUACAGAUGGAAUUUAAUCUUGAUGGAGGUCCAACCAUGCCUUUAAUAACGUGUUUAAGUCGUUAUAUUGUUUCUCCUUGUGUCCAUAUGUAUGGUAUUGUCAGCUAUUGAUAUUGUAUGCAUGAGCUGCUUGGUGAAGUUUUCUCAAUGGACCAUGAUGCGCCAAACGAUAGUAAAGCUCAGACCAUGAGCUGGUACUGGUCCCAACAAUGUGAUCUAUGAGCUUCAUGCCUAGCUAACGUGCAAAGUCCUGUGGAUUCAGUUACCACUGAUCAACCUAGUCUCUUUUGAACCCCAUUUUGGGCACCCAGUUAUAUAUGCUAUUCUGAUAUGGAUUUGAAAUGAAAGAUUCAGAUUGUUUUACAUGGUGUUAUUGCAGAUAUACACAAUGCAACGGUUAGCAACUAGAGUCUCAAGGAGUCUACUGUCCUCAGUGGGCAAUGCUUCAUUUUAUUCUUUUGCCCCAAACCAGCCAUUCACUGCCUCCUCUUGGCGAAGAAAUUUCCGAAAGUUGCAAGAACAUUGUAUUCCAGCUGGUUUCUUGAACUGUGGUUUACUUGGCUUUUAUAGGACCUCAAGCUUUGCCACUGGUUUCACGCCAUUGCAGCCGAAGCCAUUGGACUCUAUUAUUGACAUCGAGAGGGCAAAGAAUAAAUCACCAGAGGACCUCUCUGCAGUUUGGGAUGACUAUCACUUGGGAAGAGGUCACAUUGCUGCGUCAAUGAAAGCAAAAUUGUAUCAUCUGUUGGAGCAUAGGGCGGCGAAUUGCCAAUACUUUGUCAUUCCAUUGUGGAGAGGAAGUGGUUACACCACAAUGUUUACACAAGUGCAGAUGCCACACAUUCUUUUCACUGGUCUUGAAGAUUACAAAGCAAGAGGGACUCAAGCUGCUCCCUACUUCACCGUUUCUUACUACACAGAGUUUGCAGAAAGCAAGGACAUGGUGCUUGUUCGCGGGGAUGUCGUUUUCAUGAGCAAGCUCACUGAUUCAGAGGCGAAAUGGCUAUUGGAGACCUUACAGUCUUUUUACCUGAAUGAUGUUAGGUACAAGCUGGUUGAACGGUUCAACAAAGAAACACGGGAAUUCGAGUUCAAGGACGUUUUACAAGCAUUGGAGAUGCCCAUUUUGUAG